CGGCGAGCAGCGGAGGGCAGGCAGGAAGGAAGGAUGCUGAAGAGCUGCGGGAGGAAGCUGCUCCUGUCCCUCGUGGGCUCCAUGUUCACCUGCCUGCUGGUGCUCAUGGUGGAGCCGCCGGGCAGGCCGGGGCUGGCCCGGGGGGAGGCCGGCGGGGCGCAGCGGGCGCUGCAGAGCCUGGGGGCGGCGGCGGCCGUGGCUCCUCCGGCGGCGCAGGGGCCGCCCGGGCUGCGCAGCUUCGCCGAUUACUUCGGGCGGCUGAGCCGAGCGCGGCGGGAGCUGCCCCCGGCCCCGCCGAGCCCCCCGCGGCCGCCGGCCGAGGACAUCUCCCCCCGCGAUGUCUUCAUCGCCGUCAAGACCACCAAGAAGUUUCACAAGGCGCGGCUGGAGCUGCUGCUCGACACCUGGAUCUCCCGCAACCGCGACAUGACCUUCAUCUUCACUGACGGGGAGGAUGAGGAGCUGAAGAAGCAAGCACGAAACGUCAUCAACACCAACUGCUCGGCUGCCCACAGCCGCCAGGCGCUGUCCUGCAAGAUGGCCGUGGAGUACGACAAGUUCAUCGAGUCCGGCAGAAAAUGGUUCUGCCACGUGGACGAUGACAACUACGUGAACGUGCGGAUGCUGGUGAAGCUGCUCUCCAGCUACCCCCACACACAGGACAUCUACAUCGGGAAGCCCAGCCUGGACCGGCCCAUCCAGGCCACGGAGAGGAUCAGUGAGAACAAGAUGCAUCCUGUGCAUUUCUGGUUUGCCACGGGUGGAGCAGGGUUCUGUAUCAGCCGGGGGCUGGCACUGAAGAUGAGCCCUUGGGCCAGUGGGGGUCACUUCAUGAGCACUGCAGAGAAGAUCCGCCUGCCUGACGACUGCACCAUCGGCUACAUCAUCGAGUCUGUGCUGGGCGUGAAGCUCAUCAGGAGCAACCUCUUCCACUCCCACCUGGAGAACCUCCACCAGGUGCCCAAGUCGGAGAUCCACAAACAGGUGACGCUGAGCUACGGCAUGUUCGAAAACAAGCGGAACUCCAUUCACAUGAAGGGAGCCUUCUCUGUCGAAGAGGACCCAUCCAGGUUCCGCUCCGUGCACUGCCUGCUGUACCCCGACACGCCGUGGUGCCCCACCAACAUGGUUUACUAGGAGGUGCACGUGCCCUCCAGCCUCGUCCCGAGUUUCCCCGGUAUCCGACGGGCGCGCGGGACCUGCGUGCGGUUGUGUCGCUCCGGCCUCGCCGCCGGGCGGACAGACAGACGGACGGACGUCGUUGCUGUGGUAUUGCACAGUGUGUGUGUACUGAAGGCUGCUGUGCGGCCCCUUGAGCCCUGCCCUGCCUGCCUCGCUGCCUGCUCGGCCGGGAGGGCGCAGAGGGACGGGAAUGAGCACUUACCCACGGGCACCGCGGCUGGCGCGCCCCACGCCAUGCGUGGGCAGCGGCUGCAGCGCGGGGCCCUGCCCCACCCCGGCCUUGCUUCUCCUUGAUGGUUGUUGUUUUUUUUCCCUUUCAAAUGUUAAGUUUUUUUUUUGGUGUGUUCUUCCCUUUUUUUGCAUCUUCCCCACAACCCGCUCCUGUAACCCCUGACCCAGCCCAUCCUCUCUCCCAGUCCCAAAAUCUCAGCAGCGAAGCUCUGGCUCCCAGUUUGGAUGAGGGGUCCCUCUGAGUUCUACAGGCAGAGGUGGGCAGGGGAAGCCUCUGGCCAUGGCAGUGGCUCCUCCAGGGUCCUGCAAAGCUGCUGGGUGCUCCACAGCCUCACUGGAGGGAGGUAGUGGGGUGGCUGGGAGAUGGUGUUGGUGUUAACUCCAUUUCCCAGAGCUCCCCCCACACGGGUGAAGUGUUGCUGGCAGCAUCGGUGGGUGAACUAUUUAGAGACUGGUGUAAAGACUUUCUAUGAAUUGGGCAUGGGAGGAGGGAUUCUCCAGAGCUGCCAUAGUGGGAUGGGCGCUGUGUUUGUCCAGGGUCUCCCUCCAGUGCUGCUCGGGCAGCCCUGCAGCUCUGCAAGGAACACCUCGAGGUCUGCCCAGGCUGUGUGGGUGUCCCCUGUGGGGCCAGAGCAUCCUCCAGCCUUGCCCUGGCUCUGGGUGCUGCCCAGGAGGCAC
Messenger RNA from Melozone crissalis (California towhee), 2091 nucleotides. It is a transcript of the gene LFNG, whose product is annotated as LFNG O-fucosylpeptide 3-beta-N-acetylglucosaminyltransferase. The transcript has 8 exons. The record is from RefSeq and is a predicted model, not a curated record. Bases 34 to 1137 code for a protein of 367 amino acids. Gene Ontology annotation, cellular component: Golgi membrane. NCBI's taxonomy places the organism in Eukaryota, Metazoa, Chordata, Aves, Passeriformes, Passerellidae. Gene Ontology annotation, biological process: regulation of Notch signaling pathway; pattern specification process. Gene Ontology annotation, molecular function: O-fucosylpeptide 3-beta-N-acetylglucosaminyltransferase activity.